ACUUCCCGCGCCUGAUAUGUUCACGUCUCUUUGCAGAAGAUUGGGCUGCAGUUGAAAGCCACGUUAGAAAAUAUCACCAAUCUCAGACCGGUGGGGCAGGAUUUUCGCUGGUAUCUGAAGCUGAAAUGUGGGAACUGUGGCGAGGUAUCAGAAAAAUGGCAAUAUUUACGAUUAAUGGACAGUCACCCUCUCAAAGGAGGAAGAGGGAGUGCCACAAUGGUGCAGAAAUGCAAGCUGUGCUCCAGAGAAAACUCUAUAGAUAUCUUAAGUCACACCAUAAAGCCUUACAAUGUUGAAGACAAUGAGACCUUUAAGACAGUAGUUGAGUUUGAGUGUCGGGGCCUUGAACCAGUGGAUUUCCAACCACAGGCUGGGUUUGUUGCAGAAGGUGCAGAGUCUGGAACACCUUUCACUGACAUCAACUUAUUGGAAAAGGACUGGAAUGACUAUGAUGAAAAAAUAAAAGAAUCAGUUGGAAUCUAUGAAGUUACGCAUAGAUUUGUCAAAUGUUGAGACUUGUCAUGAUAUUACUUUUCCCAUGGCCAUAUUGUUUAAGUUGUAUUUGCUUAAUCAAGAAUAAAGUCUUUUACUUUCUAUAAA
Messenger RNA from Heteronotia binoei (common prickly gecko), 600 nucleotides. It is a transcript of the gene CZIB, whose product is annotated as CXXC motif containing zinc binding protein. The coding region runs from base 175 to 513 and encodes 112 amino acids. The record is from RefSeq and is a predicted model, not a curated record. Gene Ontology annotation, molecular function: zinc ion binding. The transcript has 7 exons. Lineage: Eukaryota; Metazoa; Chordata; Lepidosauria; Squamata; Gekkonidae.